CGAAAGAUGGCGGCGGCGCCUCCGGAUGAGGCCACCCUGCAGUCUCGCAUCAACAAGGCCACCAACCCUUUGAAUAAGGACACUGACUGGGACAUUAUCAAGGGAUUUUGUGAUCAGCUCAACAAUGAUCCAGAAGGUCCCCAGGUUGCAACCAGACUCCUGGCCCACAAAGUCCAGUCUCCUCAGGAAUGGGAGGCUAUGCAAGCGCUUCUGGUUCUGGAGACGUGCAUGAAGAGCUGUGGGAAGCGAUUUCACAUUGAAGUGGGAAAGUUUCGCUUUCUCAAUGAGCUCAUCAAAGUGGUUUCACCAAAGUAUUUGGGAACCCGGGCUCCAGAGCCAGUGAAGAAUAAGGUGAUAGAAAUAAUGUUCAGCUGGACAGUGAAGAUGCCUCAUGAGACGAAGAUAGCAGACGCCUAUCAGAUGCUGAAAAAACAGGGCAUUGUGAAGGUAGAUCCUGCACUUCCUGAGGACAAACCCCUCCCACCCCCAGCACCCAGAGCCAAAAACAUCAUCUUUGAGGAUGAGGAGAAAUCCAAGGUUGCCGACCCCUGCGGCAGUAGCUCAGCUCUCGUAGACCUGAUGGGACUUAACGCAUCCUCAAACACAGCACCAUCCGACCCAGAGCCCCUCAGCCUGCAGACCCUCAUUCAGAACAUGGGCAUCAGCCUCCUGGAUGAUGAGCUCAUGUCACUAGGAUUGAAUCUAACGGAGAACUUUGACUCUCAGAACACUUUUCAGUCCUCUGAUGGCACAGAGUCCUCUGCUGCAUUGGGCCCUGCAGUGUUGCAGCCCGCUGUGGUCCAAACAGCAGCUCCACCAGCAGGCGGCCCCGCUGCUCCACCCAAACCCAUAGAAGGGCUGGACCUGUUGGGGAAGACCUUGUUACAGCAGUCCCUUCCUCCAGAGAGCCAGCAAGUCAAAUGGGAUAAACUCCAACCUCAAUCCAGAGUCACUUUACGAGACAUGCAGACCAAGUCCAACGCCAACCCUAAAGCAACCUCCAUCUCCUCCAAUCCCGCUCCUGCUCCUGUGCCCACUUUCAGCAUGGCUGUCCAAUCAGAGCCUCCGGACUCUCUCCUCCUCCCCAAUCUCAGUCUGGCCGUUUCUGCUGACCCCUACGACAACAUCUCUCUAGCUGAUGUUACCGUGCCUCUGGAAGCAAUCAAGCCUAGCAGCUUAUUACCAGUGACUGUGUUCGACAAACACAGUCUCCGGGUUUUAUUCACCUUUGCUCAUGACUGUCCUCCAUCCCGGCCCGAGGUGCUGGUGGUGAUCAUCUCCAUGCUGUCCUCCGCCCCCAUCCCCGUCACCAACAUCCGCUUUCAGGCGGCCGUACCAAAGGUGAUGAAGGUGAAGCUGCAGCCGCCCUCCAGCACAGAGCUCCCUGCCUAUAACCCCAUCCUGCCUCCAGCUGUCAUCACACAGAUCCUGCUGUUGGCCAAUCCUCACAAGGAAAAAGUACGUCUGCGUUACAAGCUGACGUUCAACCUAGGGUACACAUCUCACGAUGAAUCCGGAGACGUGGACCAGUUCCCGCCCCCCCACACCUGGGGGAGCCUUUAGGCCGACCUCCUGUCAUGAUCUGCUGCUGCUGCUGCUUCCUUUUAGAUUUCGGUUGAAGUUGUCCCUCAUCGCUGGCUUUGAGGCGGGACGGCCUCUCCCUCACUGAACGGUUUCAAACCCUGGUUUGGUGAUACAAACUGAAAUGAAACCGUCGUGGCUCCAGCUUCUACUUUGUGCCUUCCUUCGCAGCCUUCCUGUCUUUAUUCCAUCAUCUCCGCCUUCCUGUGUUUCGUACAUGCUUUUUCUUCAAUCAUUCCAACGCAAACUGCCAGAGAAAAGAUUCAAUGGGGAAACAAGUGGAGCCUAUUUAAAAAUGAAUGUGUGCAGUUGUCCACAUAACAAGCACUCCUCUCAGAUGUUGCAUGUCAUGUGAAAUACAUGUAACAGCUGGUGUUUUGCAUUAUUUCAGUUUUUUUACAAAACCCAAUCAACUCUGAAGUAAGGCACAUUCCUACCUUUUUCCACUUUGGGCUAACAUGUCCCACAAUCAGAGGGUUUGAGUGUUCUGGGUUGCUAUCAUUAUUUUCUUUCCGUUUGUUAAAACCGCUUUUCAGUUGCAUGCUUAAAGUGAUGUUUACAGUAUGACCAAGAGCCAAAACACCCAAUGUAUUCAAACUAUGAUCAGUAAGAUUUAUUUAAAUAAAUGUCCUAUAAAAUGGUUUCAGCACUACUUCAGUGUUCAAGAAGCAGCUGCAGCAAUAUGGGAUACAACAGUCAGAAAUCAAGUGGCGUAGGGAAAUGAAGAAACCCAAUUUAAACAUCACUUUGAAUACUUGGUGAUGAUUUUUGUUACUGUUCAGAGUUGAUCUGAAAUGCAGUAAUAACUGGAAAAGUAUCAACAUAGGUGUGUCCUGGGAGCACAAAUGAUAUAUUGGUACUUUUAAGUGAUUGCCUUUGUUGUUAUAUUUGUGUCAGAGCAGGAAACGUGCAGGUGUUAUGGAAUUCAAACGUCAUUGACUUAAUUAAUUACGUCUGUCUUUGAAGGGUGCUAAAUCUGACCCCGUUUAAAUUAUAUUUUAUUUUAAUUAUAUCUUUUAAAAAAGAUUGGGAAACUUGUUUUGAUAUUUUCACUCUAGGCUAUUUUACACAAAACAAUCGUUCAUGCACUUGUUUUAAUUUUGCACAUGAAACCAUUCCAUAUUUCCAUACAUUGUUUUUUUGUUUUUUACUGCUGUGUUACUGUGGCUCCACCCAAAGAGGGACAUCACUGUUGACAUCCGGUUUGAUUCUACCACAUGUGCCUGAGUUAUGAUUUUUAUUUUGCUUUGUACAUAUAUGUAAACAAAUGAUUCAGUUUCUCUUUUCAAAUGUUCUUAUCAGAAAAUACUUUGUGAGACAAACGUUACUGAAUCAUCCUAAUCAUCCACGGUUAUUGAGUUGAUUGGAGCACUUUUAGGGUCAUAAAAGGCUACAAUAAAUUGGUAAUGGAGGCAGACUGGGUCCAACUGAGAGAAAACGUUUCUAAAAUAACACGUGUGUUACAACAAUAAGGAUACAGUAAGAGAUUCAGUUUCUAAAUAUGGUGUGGGAUCAAUUGAACAACUACCCAUGGAGUAAUAAUGAUAGAUAUAAACCUGAUGGUAGAUCAACUUACAUCCUCAUCACAGUGCCAUUAAUCUGUUUUAUAGGCUGCUUCCUUAUUCUGACUUAUUUCAUUUCUAUAGAGAUUUGCCUAUAUUUAUUUACAGAUACAGUAACACCAGACAGGAAGUAAGAAAGCAAUAAUGAGACAAAUGUCGCCUCAGUAUAUACUUUUCAAUCAUUCAAGCAGAUUGUAAAUAAUGUACUUGUGCACGAUAUAUGUAAACUAUGCAUUGAGCGGCCUCACAGGUUUGACUUCAUCGUCAGAUACAAACUUAUCUUGUUGACUCAUUGCCAUCGAUUAAAAGGGCCAAAUUAUGCUUUUCUGGGUAUUCCCUUUCCUGCAGUGUGUUAUAUAGGUAUUUGUGCACAUGUCAAUGGCCUACAAGGCUACCCCCCGACCCCCCCUCCAGAAACACGUCAUUUGGACUCCUUUUUUCAGUUCCGUAACAAAAAGACAUCACUAUGUAACACUCGCACUUCUUUUGGCUAGCCCUCCAACACAUUGCAUUUGAUAGGCUUAAGGGCAGGACAUCUCUGAGCGGUUGACCAAUCACAGCAGACUGGGCUCUGGUUUUAGACAGAGGGUGAAAAGAGGUGCUGCAGCACAUGAGAACAAAAACAACCUUUUUGAACAUUAAAGCAUGGAGACACAGAGACACUACAUAGUAUACUGAUAUGAACCUGAACAUCAUAGGGCCCCUUUAAAAAUGACAUGUAUUGCAGCAUUUAUCUUCUCCAUGGUAUCCUUUUCUUUAGGAUGUGCGCUGGCCCUUUCUUUGACUGGAGAAGCAAUAAUGAGAAUAUGGCUAUUUGGACUUUAAUCGGAGUGUUUGGCCUUAAAGUAGUAAAUCAGCACGGCAUCUAUAUGUCUGCACUGAUGCAACCUUACUUACAGAACCAACUAUCGCACCAAUACUAUGACCAGGAGAAAUUGGAUGACCAAUGCAUUUGCAGCCAAACAUUUUAAUUUGUAUAGAGGUGCAUUUAGGGGUACGCUAAAAGGUCAUGUUUUUGCAGGUUCACAUAACACCCAUCCUUGGUCACAUCAAUCUUUUACUAAAAGUACCUAUAUGCUUCAGAUUGCAGUACACUGCAACAAUGAUUAGAUGCAUGGAAGAGCUGCCAUCCUUGAAUAAAUCAGACUGGUGGGCCCAUAUUUACUAGAGCAAGCAAAACAAAGUAACGUAGGGAACUAAAACAUGUAGCUUAAGACCCAGAACAUGAGAACUGUGUAUUUGGGAGGAAGGGACAUUUACAUUUGUGCUCCUUAUGUAAAUAAAAGCUUCAUGCCAUGAUGUAUAUUAUCAGUAAAAGCAACAACCAUGUACAUAUUGCUGGGUACACAUUGAGAAUGUACUACAAAUAUAUGUAUUAAAGGCCAAUAAAGUCAUUUGUAUGGACUGUACCUGACAUAAAUGGUAUGAACAAUGAUUUGCAAAGGAGAAACCGCUUUGAUUCUGUUAUUUAUUAAGAAAUUAAGAACAGAAUUAAUAAAAAAACAAGCAAGAAACCAAGUCAACAGUCUUGAAAAUAAUUCAGCCUUAGUUAUGAUGCUUAUUUAAGAAAUAAGAGUUAAAAGGUUACAAGUAAACGGAAGCAUACGUUUGAAAUUGAUAGAGGAUAGGAAUAAGUCAAAUAGUGGUUUCACGGUAUCAAAAGAAGAUAAACGGCUUCAGCAUUCAGAAUAA
This is a messenger RNA of Notothenia coriiceps (black rockcod), 4835 nucleotides long. It is a transcript of the gene gga1, whose product is annotated as golgi-associated, gamma adaptin ear containing, ARF binding protein 1. NCBI's taxonomy places the organism in Eukaryota, Metazoa, Chordata, Actinopteri, Perciformes, Nototheniidae. Gene Ontology annotation, biological process: intracellular protein transport; protein localization to cell surface; Golgi to plasma membrane transport. The transcript is spliced from 14 exons. The record is from RefSeq and is a predicted model, not a curated record. Gene Ontology annotation, molecular function: small GTPase binding; phosphatidylinositol binding; ubiquitin binding. The coding region runs from base 7 to 1563 and encodes 518 amino acids. Gene Ontology annotation, cellular component: trans-Golgi network.